Messenger RNA from Fukomys damarensis (Damara mole-rat), 1702 nucleotides. It is a transcript of the gene Txndc15, whose product is annotated as thioredoxin domain containing 15. The record is from RefSeq and is a predicted model, not a curated record. Gene Ontology annotation, biological process: cilium assembly. Gene Ontology annotation, cellular component: cilium. Lineage: Eukaryota; Metazoa; Chordata; Mammalia; Rodentia; Bathyergidae. The transcript is spliced from 5 exons. The coding region runs from base 73 to 1116 and encodes 347 amino acids.
CGACUCUGACUAAUCCAGUCGCCGGCUGCUUUUCUGCGGGGUGGCGGUCAGGACAGCCUCGCGCCCUUCGCCAUGCAGCUGCUCUGCAGGUGGCAACUGCUGCUGUGGGUGCUGGGGCUUUCCGCCCGCAGCCUAGAGGUUGCAGAAGAAAGUGGUCACUUAGGGUUGGAGGAGCAGCCUGCCCCUAUCCAAGAGGAGACUGUGUUCCUGAAGGAGGGGGCGCCUCCGCAAGAACUGAACAGCCGCCAGAAGAGGGUAGCAGAAGAGGCUGAUGCUGUGCUGGGGCUGGACACCCCCAGGGACCCCAUGGUGGUGCUGUCUGUGAUUCCUGGAGAAGCUGAGGACAAACGGAGCUCAGAGCCAAGCAGCGACACGUGUGCUGCCAGAGGAGAAGACACGAGGUGCACAGUCCGGGCGAGCCUCUUUUCUCCAGACAGCGCUGGGCCGACCUUCCCCGAAAGAGAAGAGGAGUACUACCCCGAGCCGGAAGUGGCCGAGUCUGACCCAGUCCGCGCCGAGGACUCCAACAACACGGAGAGUCUGAAAUCCCCAAAGGUGAAUUGUGAGGAGAGGAACGUGACGGGAUUGGAAAACUUCACUCUGAAAAUUUUAAAUAUGUCCCAGGACCUUAUGGAUUUUCUAAACCCAAAUGGAAGUGACUGUACCCUGGUCCUGUUCUACACCCCCUGGUGCCGAUUUUCCGCCAGUUUGGCCCCUCAUUUUAAUUCGCUGCCCCGGGCAUUUCCAACUCUUCAUUUUUUAGCUCUGGAUGCAUCUCAGCACAGCAGCCUUUCUACCAGGUUUGGUACUGUAGCUGUUCCAAACAUUUUGUUAUUUCAAGGAGCUAAACCGAUGGCUAGAUUUAAUCAUACAGAUCGAACACUGGAAACACUGAAAAUCUUCAUUUUUAAUCAGACAGGUAUAGAAGCCAAGAAAAAUGUGAUGGUAACUCAAGCUGAUCAAAUAGGCCCUCUUCCUAGCACUCUGAUAAAAAGUGUGGACUGGCUGCUUGUAUUUUCCUUAUUCUUUUUAAUUAGUUUUAUUAUGUAUGCUACCAUUCGAACUGAGAGCAUUCGGUGGCUAAUUCCAGGACAAGAGCAGGAACAUGCAGAAUAGUGAUGGACUGAAAGAAGUUGUGAAGAGAAGCAAUUUCAGUGUCUCAUUUCAGAACUAGUGCUGCAAUCUCAUACAUUUUCUCCAGUGAACUACUGGCCUACAACUUCAGUCAAAUGAAGAGAAUCGUGCAUUUGCUGAACUACUGAAUAGGUUAAAAAAAUUAUAAACUGGUGUUUUAACUAGUAAUAAGCAGCUGCAAAAAUACUAAAAUUCACUAUUUUUAGUACUUGAACAUAACCCAAAUUUUAAGAGUAACUCAAUUUGAAAUAUGAACCAACUGAAAUUCUGGUAGAAUUAGUGAACAGAAUGACACUGUGUUUUAGAAGGCACAGGCGGGACUUUCAAUUUUAGUAAAUGUUGCUGCUGAAGCGAGCAUGAAACAGGCCUUUCAGAUUAGUUUUAGAAUACUCUUGUUUCCUUAUAUAUGUCUGUGAAGGUUGGUUUUGUUUGUUUGGAAUUUCUCUUCCAGAGUCACUAAGCAGGAAAGUGUUCUGCUAUGGGAAGAAUAACAAGAAAUGAUAAAUGUGACCCUAAUUUAACUUAUAAGUUUUACCAACUAAUGGAAAAUAAAGUCAAAUUCCUUGGU